This is a messenger RNA of Chondrus crispus (carragheen), 1029 nucleotides long. RefSeq lists its product as hypothetical. Bases 1 to 1029 code for a protein of 342 amino acids. NCBI's taxonomy places the organism in Eukaryota, Rhodophyta, Florideophyceae, Gigartinales, Gigartinaceae. Gene Ontology annotation, biological process: tRNA pseudouridine synthesis. The transcript has a single exon. The record is from RefSeq and is a predicted model, not a curated record. Gene Ontology annotation, molecular function: pseudouridine synthase activity; RNA binding.
AUGUCCGCAUUUGUCACUCCUCCACUGCCAUCCCCUUCGCGGGGAGGGCGUGCGCGACCUUCUGCAAAGCGGCGGCAACUCAUCAUCUGCGGCGCGGUUGCGCCUCCCGAAGCCGCGAAGCCCGGCCGCGCCUCCUCGUUCCCCUCCAACCCGGACAAACAGCGCAUCCGCGCGCGCGUGGCGUACGACGGCACGCUCUACCGCGGCUGGCAGUACCAGACCGACCAGCCCACCGUGCAGGGCGCCCUCGAGGACGCGCUGCGUCGCAAAUUCGGCCACACCAUACGCGUCGUCGGCGCCAGCCGCACCGACACCGGCGUGCACGCUCGCGGCCAGGCCAUGCAUUUCGACAUCCCGAUUGCGCGCGCCCUGCGUGACGGGGAAAGCGAGCGCAAGUUUCACUACACCCUCAAUCAGAUGCUGCCGCCGGACGUCAGGGUGCCAGUGCUCAGCGUGGCCCCAACGGUCGUGCCGUGCAAAGUGACCGACGAGUGCGGCAACGUUGGGAUUGCUACUCGACCGUGGCAUGCCAUUUAUAAUGCCAAGGGGAAACUUUACACAUAUCGUAUUUCGACGAGCCCAGUCUUCGAUCCACUCGGAAGACUGUACAGGUACCAUGAGUGGCGCGCGACAAAGUUUGGCUUUUCUGAAGAGCUCCUCCGUGAGGCGUCGGCUAAGUUUGUUGGCUCACAUGACUUUUCGGCCUUCACAAAUUCGACUAAUCCGCCGCCAGGGUUUGUACCUCCGGUCUUGUCCAACCCCAUCCGUCAUAUACAUUCAGCGACGGUCAUUCCGGAAGGUGCAGGAAUGUACAGGAUAGAAUUCGUUAUUAACGGCGCCAUGUACAGAAUGAUUCGAAAUAUCAUGGGCACUAUCCUCAGCGUGUCGUGUGGAAGCAUGGACAUUUCAAACAUCGAUCACCUCUUCGCAUCCAAAGACCGUCGACUAGUCCCAAAAAGUGCCCCUGCGAAAGGCUUAUGUCUUGAAAAGGUCAUCUACGAUGAAUGGGAGCCACUGGGAGCGCAAUGA